Fusarium venenatum is the source of this 1092-nucleotide messenger RNA. Its product is annotated as chaperonin 10-like protein. The record is from RefSeq and is a predicted model, not a curated record. Gene Ontology annotation, molecular function: oxidoreductase activity, acting on NAD(P)H. Lineage: Eukaryota; Fungi; Ascomycota; Sordariomycetes; Hypocreales; Nectriaceae.
AUGACCACCGCACCAACCAAGAGCACUGCGAUCUACAGCAAUGAAGUCGGUAAAGUUAUCCUCCACGACCUUCCAGCUCCCCAGCCCGAAGACGAUGAAAUCCUCAUUAGAGUCUUAUACUCAGGCGCCAAUCUAUCUGAUGUGCGAACCCUUGAGCUCCAUGGUUUCAAGAACUACGUCCUUGGCAAUGAAUUCUGUGGUGAGGUCCUCGAGACUCCGAGUCUAGCCGCCACAUCCUUCAAAGCUGGUGACAUCGUUGCCGGCCUUGUGACAGCCGGCGAGGGUCGGCCAUCGCGCUAUGGUACACACCAAGAAUACAUCGCUAUUCCACCAUCUUGGGCUUCCAAGGUGCCUGAUAACGUGCCACCGCAUGUAGCUGCCGCCCUUACUAUCGUGGUGCAAACUGCAAAUGAUGCACUAUAUAACCGACUCCGUUUACCCCUGCCUCCAAGCGUAGCUACUCCCGAGGAGCGUGCCAACACCCAAGAGCCAGAGGGAACCUUGGUUAUCUGGGGUGGCGCUACAGGUGUCGGUAUGGCUGCUAUCCAGCUUGCCCGAGCCAGUCGCAUUCCUUCGAUUUUUGUUAUAGCAUCCGCUAAGCGACACGACUGGCUCAGGUCCCUAGGUACAACUCAGUGUUUCGACUAUCACGACGAGGACGUCGCCGAUCAGGUCAAGUCAGCUUUGAAAGGAACCAAGGGCACAAUUUGGGGAUUUGACGCGCUUGGGUCCUUCGCCUAUCCGAAUUCGCAGGAUUUACUCGCAAGUGUUAUUCCUGAGCAUAAUAACGUAAGCUUGGUAACAGUCUUGCUGACCCCACAAGAGGGAUUCCAACCCACUAUGGCCGGUCGCCAUUUUGACCUAGAAUUUGAUAUGCCAGAUGGGACUAAGAUCACUCUUUCUAAAGAUAUGGUCGCUGCGGAAAGAAUGUGGAGAGCGUUAGGCUGGGUUGUUGAGCACUAUGGAACUGAGUAUAUACCAACUCCUGUCCGCAUAUUUGAUGGUACAGGCAAGCAGGCAAUCGAUGAGCUUUAUAGGAUGAAAGAGAUGAGUCACUUUGGCAGGACGGUAUUGAAGCACCCCCUAAAGUGA